UUUCCUCACUCAUAUUUAUCCUGAAUGGCUGAAGAUGUAUGUGGACUACUGCAAGGUCUCUGCUGAGAAAAGAUCUUCCCUCAGUGUCUCUCCUCCAGAAGUCUCCCUCCUCUCCAGUCAGCUGCAACGCUACAGGUUUCUACCCUGACAGAGCCAUGAUGUUCUGGAGGAAAGAUGGAGAGGAGCUUCAUGAGGACGUGGACCUCGGAGAGAUCCUCCCCAACCACGAUGGAUCCUUCCAGAUGAGUGUUGACCUGGACCUUUCAUCAGUCCCAGCUGAAGACUGGAGGAGGUACGACUGUGUGUUUCAGCUCUCUGGUGUGGAGGACGACAUCAUCAGCAAACUGGACAAAGCAGUGAUCAGGACCAACAGAGAGGAGCCCAGUAACAUGACCAUCCCGAUUACUUCUGCACUGGCUGUUGUUGUGGUUGCUGCUGUUUUCAUUGCUUCUAUUGGAUUUGCUGUUUAUAAAAAGAAGAAAGCCAAUCGCCCUCCACCUCCUCCUGUCAACAGUGCUGAGCUCUCGGAGAAACUGAAUCCAGAAACAUGAUUGGCUAACACACCACCCUGCACACUGUGACGUCUUGUGG
Sander lucioperca (pikeperch) is the source of this 591-nucleotide messenger RNA. Its product is annotated as BOLA class I histocompatibility antigen, alpha chain BL3-6-like. Lineage: Eukaryota; Metazoa; Chordata; Actinopteri; Perciformes; Percidae. The transcript is spliced from 5 exons. Gene Ontology annotation, cellular component: external side of plasma membrane. Gene Ontology annotation, biological process: immune response. Bases 39 to 551 code for a protein of 170 amino acids. The record is from RefSeq and is a predicted model, not a curated record.